Tinamus guttatus (white-throated tinamou) is the source of this 318-nucleotide messenger RNA. RefSeq names its product transmembrane protein 213 (gene TMEM213). NCBI's taxonomy places the organism in Eukaryota, Metazoa, Chordata, Aves, Tinamiformes, Tinamidae. The record is from RefSeq and is a predicted model, not a curated record.
AUGGAGCGCCGCAGCAGCGAGCCCUGGGCAGCCCUCGCCGUGCUCCUGCUCACCACCGCUCUCCUGAAUGCUUCCUCAGCAGCUGAAGAAGGCACCAAUGUUUCAAGAAACUCCAGGGCUGAGACUGAGUAUGAACCACUGUGCCUUAGAGUGAACUUCUGCUCGCAAGCUGCCGUGUGCUGCCCGUCGGGCAUGGACGACUACGGCUGGAUCGCGGCUGCCGUUGGCUGGAGCCUCUGGUUCCUGACCCUUAUCCUGCUCUGUGUGGACAAGAUCACCAAACUCCGUCCCGACGAACCCAAGUAUUUGGCAGCCUGA